AUGACUAUUCAAAAAACCAUGCACAAGGUGACCACCAAAGAGCAAGCCAUCGAGCUCCUUGAUUCCUACGAUUCGUUCCUUUUCGACUGCGACGGAGUCAUCUGGCUCGACAACGACUUGAUUCCAGGUGUGCUGGAACUUAUAGACCAUCUUAAAACCACCAAGAAGAAAUACGCCUUUGUCACCAAUAACUCGUCUAGAUCCAGAGAAAACUAUCUUUCAAAAUUUGCCAAACUUGGCUUUUCCGAUGUGUCGAAAAACAUGAUUUUUCCCACUUGCUACUCAGCAGCACUCGUGCUUAGAGAACGGUUCCAAAUUCCUGAGGGUUCCAAGGUUUGGGUUCUUGGAGACGGUGGAAUUGAAGAAGAACUUCGUGAAUGUGGGUACAUUCCCGUUGGAGGCACCGAUAGCCGUUUGGAUGACGAGUGGGACCCCGAUCACGAACUUCUAGACGUGGACCCAGAAGUCAAGGCUGUGGUGGUGGGAUCUACCAAGAAACUCAAUUACUUACGUAUUGCCACUACUGUUCAGUACCUUCUUCAUGACCACAAGGCUCUUCCUUUCAUCGGAACGAAUAUUGAUCGCACGUAUCCUGGACCCAAAGGACGAAUCUUGCCAGCUGGAGGUUCGGUGGUCUUGUUCAUGAAAUACACUUGCGACAGGGACUUUGUUGAUGUUGGCAAGCCUAGCCGUGUACUUUUGGACGCAAUUUUGGAGCUGACGAAUUUUGAGAGGGACCUGACAUUGAUGGUUGGUGAUACUUUGUACACUGAUAUCAAAUUUGGUAAUGAUGGAGAGUUGGGCGGAGAUGCUGGAGGAACAUUGUUGGUUUUGAGUGGAGGAACUAAGGCCAGAGAUUUGGAGAGCCUUGACGAUAGCGAUGUUUCGUUACAGCCGUCGUAUUAUAUUGAAUCUUUGGGUCACUUGGUGGAGUUGAUGAGACUGUGA
Molecule: messenger RNA, 948 nt
Organism: Sungouiella intermedia
Lineage: Eukaryota; Fungi; Ascomycota; Pichiomycetes; Serinales; Metschnikowiaceae
Source: the annotation of a GenBank genome assembly